AUGGGCUUUGAAGUAAUUGUAAGAACUUCAAAGAAAGGAGAUGAUGGAGAGGUAAGAUUUGCGACAGUGACUUGUUCUCGUAGUGGGAAGUCGAGCAAUAACUCUAGAAAUGCCUUUAAAAUGCAUCUCGUGACAAAAACUGAUUGUAAGGCUCGGAUUGGUGCAUCGGUACGUUCUGACGGAAAAUGGCAGAUAUGUUCAGUAGUCUUUGAUCAUAACCAUGAACUCAGUAGUCCUGCCAAAACUAGAUUUUUCAAGAGCAAUCGCGUAAUACAACCGCAUGUGAAAAGGAAGCUGGAGGUGAAUGAUAGGGCUGGGAUUAGGCCAAAUAAAAACUUUCAUUCCUUAUUAGUUGAAGCAGGCGGUGCUGAGAAUUUGCCUUUCCUACAGAAAGAUUGUAGAAACUACAUUGAAAAAGUUAGGAGGCUCCGACUUGGUGUUGGAGAUGCUUCUGCAAUCCAAACAUAUUUGAAAAUGCAAAAUGAGAAUUCAAAUUUCUUCUACACCAUGGAUUUAGAUGAAGAAGGUCGAUUAAAAAAUGUUUUAUGGGUGGAUGCAAGAAGUAGGGCCGCAUUUAAAGAAUUUGGUGAUGUUGUAACAUUCGACACGACAUAUUUGACCAAUAAGUAUGAUAUGCCGUUUGCUUGUUUUGUUGGUGUUGAUCAUCAUGGCCACUCAAUAUUGUUAGGUUGUGGGUUAGUCUUCAACGAGGACACACAAACAUUUGUAUGACUUUUUCAAUCUUGGCUCGCAUGUAUGUUGAAUUGUGCCCCUAAGGCAAUAAUCACUGAUCAAGAUAAGGCAAUGCAAAAUGCAAUCGAGAUUGUGUUCCCUAAUAUACGACAUAGAUGGUGUUUGUGGCAUAUAAUGAAGAAAUUGCUUGAAAAGUUAAGAGGUUAUGGCCAAUAUGAACAUAUUAAGUUUUCUUUGCAGAAUGUCGUGUAUGAUUCAUUGACACGUGAGGUGUUUGAUGAAUGCUGGAAUAGAUUCAUUGAUAAAUACAACCUUCACGAUAAUGGUUGGUUACUUGGAUUGUAUAAUGAAAGACGACUUUGGGUGCCGGCUUUUGUAAAAGAUACUUUCUGGGCAGGUAUGUCUACUACUCAACGUAGUGAAAGCAUGCAUGCAUUCUUUGAUGGAUAUGUUAAUUCAAAAACCACUUUAAAACAGUUUGUGAAACAAUAUGAAAAUGCAUUGCGUGAUAAAGUGGAAAAAGAAAGGGAGGCUGAUUUUAAAUCUUUCACAUCAUGGAUCCCUUGCAUAAGCACUUAUGCUAUUGAGAAACAAUUUCAAGAUGCAUAUACCAUUGGGAAAUUUAAAGAGUUUCAACAAGAGGUUGCUGGUAAGCUCUAUUGUGAUUUAUGUUCUUCCAAAGAGAUUGAUUCUUAUACGGAAUUUAUAGUAGAAGAAGAUGUUGUGGUUGGAGAGACUCGCCGUCGUGAUCCUUUUGUUGUUUGCUUUGAUGAAGCAUCUUGCGAUAUUCGUUGCAACUGUCGAUUGUUUGAGUUUAGAGGAAUUUUGUGUCGACAUGCAAUUGUAGUGUUGACGCGUAAGCAAAUUUCCCAAGUACCAAAAAAAUACAUUUUAAGGCAGUGGAGGAAAAAUAUAAUCAGAUGGCAUACCAAGGUUAAGAUAAGUUAUAAUAGUUGGAGCACUAAUGUUGAAGGAAAACGAUUUGAUCAUUUGUGUAAUUCGUUCACUAAGGUAGCAGAUUUGGCAUCAAGUAAUGAGGAUGAUUGUAAUAUGGUGAUGCAAAUGAUCAAUGAUAUGGAGAACAAAUUGAUGUCGCAUCAAAGUGUUGGUGAGAUUGAUAAAGGACUAAACAAGUCAUCUAAUAGUACAACAAAUUGUGAAGCUGUUGGCGGUACUUCCAAAGAGGGUAGCAGUAAUAUUCUUACUCCACGGGUUGUUCGUAGCAAAGGGCGUCCGCCAUUCAAAAGAAAACAGUCGAAGGUUGAACAAAUUGUUCGUAAAGCCAAAAAUAAGAAAUUGCGAAAGUUGGAAAUUGCUAUGAGUUCUAAUCCUAAUCUCAUACUUGGAUUUAAUGAAGCAUCUCAGGGAUCAAAAGAACAUAAAGAUCAGGAAGUUGGAUGUUCAUUUUCAUCAGCUGAAGGGCAUCAACUCCAUUGA
Pistacia vera is the source of this 2130-nucleotide messenger RNA. Its product is annotated as protein FAR-RED IMPAIRED RESPONSE 1-like. Gene Ontology annotation, molecular function: zinc ion binding. The record is from RefSeq and is a predicted model, not a curated record. Gene Ontology annotation, biological process: regulation of DNA-templated transcription. Lineage: Eukaryota; Viridiplantae; Streptophyta; Magnoliopsida; Sapindales; Anacardiaceae.